AUUUGACGCUUGAACGGAGUAAAGAUACUAAAGAUACCAGAGUACCUACCCGUUGCUGGGCCAAUAUCGCCAAGUAAGCAGAAAAACGAACUGCAUAAGCCAAAACGUGCACAAUUCACACAACACACUCGACACACCCUUAUACAUCAAUUAAACAACGCCCCUCAAAUGAUACCCAUUUGCUUCCCUUUUGCUUUGCACUAUUGCUACUUUACCAUCUUUGCUUCAUGGAAAAUAAUAUUAUCCUGCAAAUCUGAGUCCUGAGGUCUCCGGAUUGAAUACUACUACACACUGUUAUAAAAUCAACAGACCGCUUCUUCUCGAGUUGGCGCGUGCCCCGCUAGAGCUUCAUUUCCUUUCACUAUUUUAAUUCAUCGCCCACUUCGAUCUUCGUCGCGUUUUCGAGAAUAAUCAUAAUGGAGGGAGAGAACAUGCAGCAAAGGGGUACCGGCAUUCAGAAACCCAUGACUCGGAUACCUCAGUUCUCGACCUCUGUUUCGAACGCAAGCGGCCUAUACGAGAUGACCAACUCCCAGAGCAAUAUGCGCUCGCAACCAACGUCUUCGAUACCCGCUAUGAACGGGUUGAAGCGUAGCGUACCUAUGCCAGCCGUACAGUCCGAUGCAAAGCGGGUGCCUUUGUCUAGGAGGGCAGGAGAGUUUCCUGACAAGCCCACUACUUCGUCUCACCAUGCAUCCCAGAAUGUUAGAGGCAUGUCCUUGAGAGAUACGGCGAGACCUCAUCAUGCGAGCAUCAGCGGCGGCAUCGGACCUCGACACACUUCGAACAGCAGCUAUUCUUCUACCAAUAGCUACACUAUGAGUGUCGGCCCAGGAAACCGCCCUCCUUCCCGAUCACAAACCCAACACACACGCGCAAGAUCGACCGCUAGAAUCGGGCGACCAGCAACAUCGAUAGGCACACGAGGGGAAGAACCGAGUAGCAAUGGGAAUAUCAAUGGGAAUACCAAUGGCAACACUAACAACAAUGUAACGGAGAUCGAAGAGAAAAUCGGCAAAAUGGACAGCGAGUUCCAAAAGCUAAAAGAGAUCAUGAACGCUACCGAGAUGAGCAGCACCACCGUCAAGGAGGAACUAGAAAUGGCGAAAAAGAGAGCGGCGAGCCUAGAAGACCAGCGCAACGAGUUACAAGCCGAAAGAGCGAAAAUCAUGGACAGAUUGACCGAUGCGGAGCGCCAAGUUCGUAACCUCAACAUCGACAUGCAGGACCAGCAGAGGCGUCACGACAGGUAUUGCGAGGAACUAAUCGCAGAUCAUGAGAAGAAAUUAAGAGCCAAAGUAGACGAUUAUGAGCGCGAGAUGAGCAAAGUAGCUAAGAUUCAACGAGAGUUCGAGGAGAAGUGCGGUGUCGAAGCUGAAGCUAGGUUAGAGAAUUUGUCUCACGAGAACAAGGAACUACGCAGUGCCAUGGAGAGGCAGAAGCGAGACCAUGAGCAUGAAACACGCUUGCUCAAUGUGGAUUUGGAGAGACAGUCGCUUCGAAUCAAGGAAUUCGAAGAGAACUUGAGAAAGUCAGAGGAAGAUCACCGAGCACUGCAGAUUCACAUUGAAGAAAACGUCAAAACGAUCGAUCGACUCAGAAAACGAGCCCAGGAUGCCGAGGAAAGCCUCUCCAAAGAUAAGGGGCAUCUCGGUGGCCAAAUCAGCCUCCUAAGUCAGAAAUUGGACUUAAGUUCGGAACGCAUCCAGAGCCUCGAAGAGCACAACAAGGCAGCACUUUUAGAAUGCGAGAAACGAAUCCAAGAGAUCGAAGCUACGGCACAGAGAAAGAUUGACGAAGAGACGAGCGCACUGAGAGACAGGCUCAUCAAAGAAGAGGAGAGACGUCACAAACUCUUCGAACAAGUACAGGAGCUAAAGGGGAACAUCCGCGUCAUGUGCCGAAUCAAGCCACCAUCUGACUCCGAACGUGACUCUCUGAUAAAAUAUAAUCCCCGAAUGAGCGAGCUUGACGAAGACAAGAUCGACGGCAUAACUAUACCAACGGAACGAGAAGAUUUCCGCGAGCCCGGCAAAAUGAUCCCCGGCAAGCCCAAGGAGUUCAACUUCGAGCGGGUUUUUGACGACAAUUGCACGAACAAGGACGUAUUUGACGAGAUUAGUCAACUCGUACAAUCGGUCAUGGACGGCAAGAAGGUCUGCAUCUUUUGUUAUGGCCAGACGGGGUCCGGCAAAACUUACACAAUGAGCCGUAAGGAAGACGGCAUCAUUCCUCGUACGCAAAGUAUGAUCUUCAGCGAGAUCAAGCGGCUGCAAGUCCUAGGCUGGGAAUACACAAUCGAUGGUGGUUACCUAGAGGUCUACCAAGACAAGUUGUACGAUCUUCUCGCGUCGCGUAGUACCAAGCCCGAGCCAUUGACCGUGGAUCCGGUUAGCGACGAACUCAACAUCAGGGGCCACUCAUUUACGCUCCUGCAAGAAGAGAAAGACCUGGACAAGAUGGUGCAAACAGCAGACAAUAACCGACACGUCGCCGCGACGGCUAUGAAUGACCGGUCUUCACGCUCUCAUUCCAUCCUCGUUCUCAAGAUUUGUGGCGUUAAGAAAAAUGCGGAUGGCGAGGUGAUUAAGACGCGCAAGGGAACCCUCAACUUGAUCGACUUAGCAGGCUCUGAGUCUCCGGACAAGGCACGCGGCGACCAGAUCUACCGCGAGGGUGUGGAGAUUAACUCAUCUCUAAGUUACCUCCGCACAGUGCUCUCAAGCCUAGGCCAGGGGAAGACCGAAGGUGUAGAUUUCCGGUCUUUCACCCUCACCCAGCUGCUCAGGCCUUCUUUAGGCAAAGGAUGCAGAACGCUCAUGUUCGUCAUGGUGAGCCCGCUCAAGGAGAAUGAGAAUGAGACCGUCAGGAGUUUGGAGUUUGCCAAGGAUGCGCAAAAAGUAAAGAUGGGCGGCAACGGAGGUGCAAGGAACCGAAAAUAAGACGACGGCAAUGUUUAGUGAGUCCAAAAGAAUUUGAGACCCCAUGCCUUUUAAAGGGGGGUUUAGCAAGGAGUGUUCGGAGUAUAUCGUGCCCGUU
Hypoxylon fragiforme is the source of this 3039-nucleotide messenger RNA. Its product is annotated as kinesin-domain-containing protein. Gene Ontology annotation, biological process: microtubule-based movement. The record is from RefSeq and is a predicted model, not a curated record. The transcript is spliced from 7 exons. NCBI's taxonomy places the organism in Eukaryota, Fungi, Ascomycota, Sordariomycetes, Xylariales, Hypoxylaceae. The coding region runs from base 417 to 2942 and encodes 841 amino acids. Gene Ontology annotation, molecular function: microtubule motor activity; ATP binding; microtubule binding.